Molecule: messenger RNA, 6545 nt
Organism: Ostrea edulis (European flat oyster)
Lineage: Eukaryota; Metazoa; Mollusca; Bivalvia; Ostreida; Ostreidae
Exons: 19
Coding region: 287-3223 (978 amino acids)
Biological process (GO): protein deubiquitination
Molecular function (GO): cysteine-type deubiquitinase activity
Source: RefSeq, a predicted model, not a curated record
CCGAAUGCUACUAAAUGCCGAAUAAGCAAAAUUCAAGGUAACAACGAGUUUCAUAUAUUCAAAAGCCUGAUUAUCUUAUUUAGUUUUAGAAGUUCGAAAUAAGCUAUUUCUAUUCUCAAAGAGAUUCUACAUAUGAUAAACUCCGAGUAAAUAAAAAUAUAAUGCUGCAACUGAUAUUUUAAUCGGGUUCGAGAUUCGAGAAUGAAAAUGAAAGUAAGGAAAUUCGGGAAUGCAGCUGAAAAGAGUGAGUCAAUAUCAGUAAAGUGAAAGUAAAAAUGAAGAAAACAUGGCGUAUGUGACAUACGUACUGGUAUUAUUUGGUUGCUGUGUCUGCUGCAGUUCACUACCAUUGCCAGCCUUUGUGUGUCCAGAUCAGUAUGAUGAUGAUGUCUGGUCUCACAGGGCCCUGGAAGUGUGCGGAGAAAAUUACAAGAAUUAUCACUGCUUAAUGAGAGCAAACAGUGCCUUUGACCCAAAGUAUAUAGAAUUUUGCAGGGAACCUGUACGGAUUCCUAAAGGGGAAUUUGUGAUUUACGAUAAUGAAACGGGUAUGAUAGAGCACAGAGCUUGUCCUGGGGAGAGAUUUCAACCAACAGAGAGGAAAUCCAGUGAUCCAAUGGCAUUUCAAUGUCAGAAGGAGAAGUCUUCUUGUGACUUGGAGGGAGAAAUCCGCUGUGAUGAUGGCACAUCGUAUCAAGACAGGACUUGUAGGUGUGACUACCAAAGUGGAUACACAUUAGAAGCUCUGGCAUACGAAAAUGCAAAGAAAAUAUCCUGUGUCUCCCCACUACAAGUUGAUCUGACGUGCAGUAGACUUGAUAUGUGUCAGAGUACCCAUGAGCUAGAUAAGUUUUACCAGUGCAAGGAGAAAUGUCCCCAUGGAUUCUACCGUCCAGAUGGGGAUGGCUGUCAUAAACUUCCCAGUGUCUUGUCUUCAACUCCAAGGCCAGUCACUUCUAUCACAAACAUUGUUGUUUCAACAAAUGAUGACUCUGCCAUUGAUGACAUAAACACCACACAACAUGGGGACAGUGGUACCAUUGUUGGUAUUAUAGUGACAAUUUUGGUGAUUGUGGUGUUAGUGGUAGCUGGUUUUAUCCCUUACUGCGUAUGUCCUAAUCAAGUCAAGAAAUUGUUGGAUAGAGUCUUGAGAAGAAACAAAGACAGUGACGAUAAUGAUCACCAGCAUGCGAGUAUUAUCUGCUUCCAAUUUUCCAAAAACAAGACGAUUGUGGAGAAUGCGGGGAACGUAGUGCCUGGUGAUAAUAACGUUAUUGUAGUGAAUGUAGAUAAGAAUGCAGAUGACGAGCUGGAAGGUGAAGAAGAGACUACAGGACUGCUAACCGGGACAGGGAGCAGUGCUGAAGCUCAACAAAAUGGAAACUCCAGCAGCAAGAAGUCCAGUGAGUGUAGCACUGUGGCAGACGUACAUGAACUCGACACAAUUGCUCAAACAGAAUCUGUAUUCAAGGAAAAUUCUGUAGUGGACAAAGAUGAGAGUCAGCCUGAUUGCAAUGAAUACAUGAAAGAUAUGAAAGAAGCGGCUCAGAAAAAAGGCUGGCGGGUGGAGGAUGUGCCUAAAGAUGGCAGCUGUUUCUACCACUGUAUUUUGAAACUAUGCGAGUUAAAUAAUGGUUGGGAUGUUGCCACACUCAGGAAAAAUCUCAAGAAAUACCUUGAAAGCAAUUCCAGUACUUACAAAGACUUUGUUACUGAGACGUGGGCGUCAUUCCUAAGUUGUAUUGAGGCCAACAAAUGGGCGGACCAUUUAGAAAUUAGUGCCAUGGCUGAAAUGUUGAAAGUCCCCAUCAUUAUCCACAAACUUAACAGUGACUCUGAUGAACUGGAGGUGAAGGAGGAAAUUCGUCCUAAAGACGUCCAUGUGGAGGAGAUCAAUAUUGGACACAUCCUUGUGAACAAGGAGGGCUUCCAUUUUGUUGCCUUGAUCCCUUUCAUGCCUGUGAUAAAGCUAAUUCCUUUUGUAGGAGUGAAAUUACACAUCUCAUACACUCUAGUAAUCAUCAGAAAAAUAUCCCACAAUGUGCCACGGCACAAUAACCAUUAUGCCUUACCGUAUACAUGUAUCAACCUUGCUAUGCAUUAUCCACAGGUUUUAUUCUUCGUCAUGCCAGUGAUUUUGUGUGCACCACUUCCAGCAUUCAUACCUGAAGAGACAAACAUUUCGAACACUUUCGCUUCUGUGCUGUCAUGUCCAAUCAAUGAGGGGGUCAGGGAACUAAAAGCCUUGGCUAAAUGUGGAAAUACAUCGAAGUAUCACUGUUUACAGACCGAAGAUGGGGCAUAUGUGGAAUUCUGCAAUAAGAGCUCAACAUGGAUUGAAAAGGGAACAUAUGCACUUUUUUCCAUUGACAAGAACAUGUUGGUGUUUAAACCAUGUCCCACGGGAACCUUUCAGCCCUACGGCCGCUGGAGUCACGAGUCAUCAUCUACUUGCGAUCAGAAAACGUCUGCAUGUAACGGAAUCGGAGAAGUCGUCUGCGACAACGGGAACAUGACGUCAGACAGACUUUGUAGAUGCGAUAACACAAACGAUUGGGCGAUAGAACAGUUUCUUCAAGAAAAUCCAUUAAACACCACUUGUGUUCUCCCAUCUCAAACAAACUUCGUGUGUGUAAAAAUAAAAAAAUGUCCAUCAGGACAAGAACUCGAUCCCGGGUACAACUGUAUCAAUAAAUGUCAAGAGGGGUUUUACCGACCCAGCGGCUCAUUUACUUGUCUACGCAGAGGACCUUUAGACGAUGCCACAUCUUCAAAUGUCAACCCCACCACAGCAAGGCCGAGGGAUUGGAACAACCCUAAAACUGUAUUACAUCCGUUCGUUGGGACCACAAAGUACCAGACCACCAUGGUCGUUCCUAUCGCUAUUGCAGUCGUGAUCUUUGUCUCGGCUUGCUCCAUACUGAUGGCCAAGUGCAAGAAAAACAGCAGCAAGGAGAAACAACUUCAGAAUUUAGCCAAUGAAAAGUUAUUGGAACGACGAGCUAGAAAGAGACACCGACGGAAAAUUGAGAAACGCAAACGUCGCCAGGAGAAAAAAGACAAGCUACAAGUUAAAGUGGACAAGGCAUUACAGAAAAUGGAACAACGACAAGAGAAGCGAAGACAGAGGAAACUCCUCCUGGAAGAAGAAAGAAGACAGGCAGAAAAAAUGGUGGACGCGGAGCAGGUCAUGGACGAAGACCAAAUUUCUAUUGAGAUGUGAACGUUCUCCGGGAAUCGAGUUCUAAUAAGGACUGUCUACCUCAACAAAAAUUUGAACUGUACUCGCGUCAUGGUAACCCAAACUUCGCGCGGGGAUUGUGAUGGCCGUCUCUCACCAAAUGAGACGUGCUGAGAGCUAGCGGUCUAUUCAAAUUGAAUUGCCGGAGGUACCAAGUGUAAUUUGCAUAGUCCCAAAUCAAAAGAAACUCCUCGUGUUAUCCAUUUAUAUGUCGUGUACAAAUUGGUAUGUUGUCCUCAUUAUAACUAUGCCGAAUAUAAAUUUAGCCUGUAUACGUCACAAUUUGUACGGAGUUUGGUCAAAUGUAAUGUUGUAACUUUUAUUUUUGUGUCAAACUAGUUAUAUCAUAUACGAAAUAUUGAAAAGUUACAAAUUACACAUAUGUACUAGUAAAAUUGAAGCUUGUACAUAUUUUCAUCUGGACGAAUUACAUUAAGUGUUAUCGCAAUUUUGAUUUCAAUUUGAUCGGCUUCACUGUGUCAGAUUGUAAAUUGUUAGUAUUCAGUGACUAGACCGUGUAAAAACUGUGAGCAGGCUCAGAUAAUCGUGAUCCAACCACCUUCCCUUUACUUUUUGAAUGACAUACAGGAAGAAAACAGUGGCGGUCACGGCACAUGAAUCAUGUCCCUCUGUAUUCAAAAUAACUCUUUUUGAAGAGAAGUUUACACGGAAAUGAAAGUAGUUUCAGUAUAUCUAGAACAAGACGGGGUAAGACAAGAAAGAAACAUCCCACAUUUGCCAACAAUUGUUAAUGUUUUGUUAAUACAAAAGAUUACAUGUAUAUUGAUUAUGGCUGUUUGCCAACAUAAAUGAAGUUGCGCUUUUGUUUCAAAAUUAAGUACAUUUUGUGCAAGAAUCCCGAUGUAAAUAACAUAGAGCCGGGAUUUAUGACAUAAACCUCAUCUUAUGCCAUUGCAUAUAUUUUCGUCAUUCUGACAUAUAAAAAAUCUACUUUCCAUCCAGCUUUUCUGAGAUAAGGUACAACUAAGUACAGCCCUGAAAAAAAAAAACCCCAUUAUAUUUCGAUUAUAGGGUUACGCCACAGAAAAAAAUUUGUAUGUCCAAAGCUGUGUUAUGUUUUUUGAAAGAAAAACGUCCACAAAAACUAGCAUUUUAACUAAAUUUGAGAAAUUGUGUCAUCAAAGAUACAAGUUAACUCAAACUGACAGUUAUUAUAUUGGAAACAAUACAUGGAACUGUUUUGGACAUAGUCUCUUCUUAUGAAAGAUAAUUUAGCCUUUCUUUAUAGCUUUAAAAUUCCGAGAUAAUCCUUUUAUCAUACACAUUCGUUGGUCCUCGAACAGGUCCAAUCAGAUAAUGGUGUUUCCAGCAAGGCCAUGAGCAUCAUUAACUCCUUAGUCAAAAAUAUUCUUGAGAAAAUCGCUGCCAAAGCCCCUCAUCUUAUUCAUUACAACAAGUGAUAGAGAACCAGACCACUGUCCAUCUGGCUAAGCACAUGCAGUGUCCAAGGAAUAAAGGCCAUCUCCAAGUACACCAGCUGCAAAUUAACUGCAAACACUACCUGACCAGAGCAAAACCAUGUUCUAUAUGAUGUAUCUUGUAUAUGUAAACCGUUUUGUCUUCGAUUUGUAAUGGAUUAUUCCAGUGAUAGAACAUACCUCCUCUUCUGUACGGAAGCCGGUAGGUGCCUGGGUUCAUUUAACUGGCGGUCGCCAUAUGAAUAACUGGUGGCACCACUUAAUCUAACUAGCGGUCUCCACUUCAUCUGGCGACCGCCAGUUAUUCAACUGUUCUCUCUGUUCCAAAACGAAAGGGGUGUAACCCCCGUACAUGCAUGUGUUAUACAAAUAUUAGAGCAUUAUUGUUUGUCGUUUGUGCCGUUAAUUUACAAAGUCAUGUAAAUGUUCAUGACCUCAAAUGUCGACAGAUUCGCGCACGAGAAAGCUUAAUGGGUACUCGAUAUACCAAUGUAGAACCAGGGGGCUGCGCCUCAACUUUAUUGACAAUGCUCAUUUUCUGUUAUUUUCACAUGCAAAAUAGGAUAUAUUGGCCCCCACUCCACUCUUUUGGUGGUAGUAAUGAAUGGUAAAAAUGAUUAAUAAUGAAUGAACUGAUGAAUUGAAGGACGAAUGGGGCCCCCUCCCUCCAAUUUAGGAGUUUGGCCAAACGGGAACUUUUUAGGUUUCUCUUUUCUGCUUGUCAACAUUUCUCUUCUGACUGUACCAACAGUCCGAAAAACGAUGUUUUGUGUCUGCGUACUAUUCUAAAUUGUUCAACAGUAUGAAGUAAAUUGUUUUUGAAAUUGGCAGCCGCCAUGUAUAAAUUAAGUGGCGGCUACCACUUCAUUUAUAUGGCGGCCACCACAUAAAUUAAGCGGUGACCGCCAGUUAAAUGAAAAUUAAUUCUAUACCCUGGCACCUACUGGCUUCCGUAGUCUUACGAAUAGUGUUGUCCCCCUCCCUCCCAUUGAAUUUAAAUGAUACAUGUAUAUGUCGUAAAUGUUACUGAUAAGAAAGACUAUCCUAAAUCCGUCUACUACAUGUACAUAUAUAUAAGCAAACACCAAGUUCCAACAACACCCGGUACCUAGAAGUAUACACACACACAUAUAUAAACACAUUAAAUUGAUAUUCGACAUGAUAAUGAUUUAAAAUUCAAAAAGUACUUUCAAUUUGAUUGGACAUUUAAUGAUGUUGAUUUAAAAAUCAGAAAUCGUUUUUGAGGCAAAGAUAUUUUAAUGGCAAAUCCCCCCCCCCCCCAAUCAUGUGUACACAGCAGUUGUGUAUAGGCAGCUCCGCGCCUGUCAUCCCACUGACAAUACACUGAGUUUAUUCAAUUGUGACUACUGCUAGCAGUGUAAAUAUCAGUGUAACAAAACAUCGACAAUAUCAUUCCAUUCGAACAUUUAUUAAUAGAAUCAGAAUGUUACAAAGUUGUAGCUGGGUCCUCUGAAGAUUUAACCCCUUCAUUCUUCAUAGCAUCGGAGGAUUUCUGCUGCAAGAUAUAAAUGUGCACAUGUUUCUAAAUUUUGAUUUCUAAUAAAUUUACAUUGAAUCAAAUAAAUCAUUUACAUUAUUUGCUUCGAAUUUUGAACUUUUCAGAUUCUAUUACCAUUUCAAAGACUGAAUUGAGAAAGAACGGUACAUAGCUACCUUAUCAAAACUUAAUUUUUCUGCUUGUAUCAGUAUAUGUUAAUUUUGUCUUAUUACAUAUGUGUACAAAAGUCUGAAAUUUGUGAAUUUUACAAUGGUCUACAACUCAUAUUAAUGCUUCUUGUUGUUAAUAUAAUUAUAAAUAAAUAUAUUGAAUAUUCAAAUCGAAGUAAAUCUCAUUAAAUUUUGAG